AUGCAGGCCGUCGCAGAGCACUCGCAGGGACACCUCCUGCACGCCCAGCCUCACCCGUCGCAGCGCAUGCCCUCGCCCGCACACGCUCACCCACCGCCUGCGCUGCCCGUCACCCCCUCAUCACAACAACAACCCGCUCCCGCGCAGACAACCGAGGGCGAUGCCGCAGACGGGCAGAGGGAGAGCCAGGCGGGACCGGCGGCGAAGAAGCAGCCCACAAAGCUCUUCAGGUGCAACGGGUUCGGCGAUUGCCAGAUGACCUUUUCCCGCUCCGAACACCUCGCACGGCAUGUUCGAAAACACACGGGCGAACGGCCGUUCCAGUGCCAUUGCGGCCGCUCCUUCUCCCGCCUCGACAACGUCCGCCAACAUGCCUCGACCGUCCACGCCGACCAGCAGGAGAAGAACCAAGAGACGAUCGCACACCUCGUCUCGCUGCACAACCAGCUCUCGGCCUCGACCGUCGCCAAGCAGAAAGAGGCCGGCAUGAUUGUCCACGACCAGAACGUCGAGUCGCGGCCGAAGAGGAAGCCUGCUGAGACGACGGCUGGAGGCGAGACGAAGCCGAAAAAGAGCGCAGGAGGGAAGAAGAAGGGCUCAGCCGCGCAGAAGGCCAAGGAGCAGGCGGACGCGGUGGCCGAACUGGGCCAGCAGAUCGCGGGCGACUUGGACCGCGUCGCGAAUCAGGCGCCGCCGCCGCUUCCGAACCCUCCGCCGCAGUCUGUCUCGCCCUUCGGAGCGCCCGUCGACUCUGCGCCGCGAGACUCGCCGCGCGACGCUCCCCAGCCUAUUCCGCCGCCCGGUCCCGCCAACUAUCCCUACGCUGCUCCGCCUCAGUACCCUCCCUCGCAGUACCCGUCGUCGAACUACAACCCCUCGAACUCAUACUACGGCGCGCCGGUCCACCACCAGCAGAUCUACGGCGCGAUGGGUCCUCCGCCGGGAAAUGGAGGGAUGCAAGCAGGCGGCGGAUACGCAGGGAUGGACUUUUACGGCGCAGGAUACCCUCCUCAAGCCGGUCCUUCGUCUGUCUCGUCGGCCACACAAGGUCCGCCUUACUAUUCCGUCUCGCCGCUCCCUCCGCCUCCGCCUCCGCAACACGACCGCGCACGCUACCCCUCCAACGUCCCCACCUCGCUUCCCUACCCUCCUGUACCUCCUCAACCCGCUCAAGCGCAAGCGCAAGCAGACGCCGGCGCCUUGACGCCCAACAAGAUCUCCCUCCCGAGCAUCUCGGCUCUCCUACCCGCUCCUUCGCCCGUCCAGCAAGGCCAGCGCGUCGAACCCGAUCCAAACACCCAGCAACAACAACAACAGCAACAGUCGUACUUUGUCGCGAGCGCGCCAGGCUCGAGACCGCCUUCGACGCUGGGGAUGCCGCCGCCUCCUCAGCCGCCGACACAUCACCAGCAGCACCAGCAUCACCAGCAGCAGCAGCACUAUGCGUAUCAUCAGCAACAUCAGCAGCAGGGAGAGAUGCAGCAUUACCAGCAGCAGAUGAUGCAAGUUUAUCCGGUCGACCCGUAUGCGAGGCCGGGGAGUACGACGGGAAGCGAGAGGGACGGGCCUCCUUCCUUGUCGAACGGCUCAACCUCGACCGCCUCAAGUUUCGCCAACGGCUCACCUCACCACCCUCACCUCCCCAUCCCGCCUUCAGCAGCCUCUCACUACUCUCACCUCUACGCCCCCGCGCCCUUCAGCUUACCUACGAACCCCACCGCCGGCCCUCCAGCAUACCACUACGCCCCUCCUCCGCCCUCUUCAGCUUCUUACUACGCUCCCCCGCCGCCGCAGGGGUAUCAAAUCCCCCCACAGCCUCCGUCGGCGUCGGGCGUUUAUCCGAAGUUUACGCUUCCGGCGCAGCCGGCGCAGGGGUUGUAUGCGGCUGGAGCGGGAGGAGGCUGGGCGGGUGCGGCUGGGCAGGGAGCGGCGGGUGGAGGAGCAGGAGGAGCGGCGCAGGCGCGAUAG
Molecule: messenger RNA, 1968 nt
Organism: Rhodotorula toruloides NP11
Lineage: Eukaryota; Fungi; Basidiomycota; Microbotryomycetes; Sporidiobolales; Sporidiobolaceae
Product: zinc finger, C2H2-type domain containing protein
Exons: 3
Coding region: 1-1968 (655 amino acids)
Biological process (GO): regulation of transcription by RNA polymerase II
Cellular component (GO): chromatin
Molecular function (GO): DNA-binding transcription factor activity, RNA polymerase II-specific; RNA polymerase II cis-regulatory region sequence-specific DNA binding
Source: RefSeq, a predicted model, not a curated record